GGAGAGGUUGGGGAACCAGGCAUUUGAAAGGAAAAUGACUUUCUUGGUGUUCAUCUUCUUGCUCUCCCUCCUCCAAGCUGAGUCUGCAAGAAUUUCAAGUUCAAGCCCCAUAUUCGGACCGAGGCAGGUGACCGGUUUGCUGGGAGGAUCAGUUACUGUGAAAUGCUUCUACCCUCGCACCAGUGUGAACCGACAUGACAGAAAGUACUGGUGCAAGGAAUCAACACGGCAAUGUGUGACCGUCAUUUCUUCCAGUGGCUACACUGCUCAAGACUUCGCUGGCAGAGCGACAAUCACAGACUUCCCAGAGCAAGGCAUCUUCACCAUUGAGAUCUCAAAGCUAGUGGAAAAGGACAUCGGCUUUUAUAAAUGUGGCAUUGGUCUCGUAAAUAGAGGUCUUUCCUUCCGAGUCAAGCUGGAUGUUUCCAAGGGUCCAAACGUGCCCGAAGAAGCCGAACUCUAUUACAUCGAGCUGGGAGGUUCUGUGACCAUCAACUGCGCGUUUGGCACGGAAUAUGGUAGUGAGAGGAAGUACAUGUGCAAAAUGGGGGAAAUCGGCUGCUCUAAUGUCAUCGACACCUACGGGAAUGUUAACGAAAACUACAAAGGGAGAGUUUUGCUGAGCCCUCAGGAGCUUGAUGGGUCAUUCAGCCUCUAUAUGACCCAGCUGAGGAAAGAAGAUUCAGGUGUAUAUUUGUGUGGGGCUGGGACUUACGGAGAGAAAGGAGAAUCCAAAGAACUGGAUGUGCAUGUCUACCAAGAGACAUCUGUCCCCCAGGGACCACACGUAAUAAAUGGAGUCAUAGGAGGUUCAGUGUCUGUCGAAUGCCACUAUGAUCCACGGGGGAAUUACACUAUCAAGUACUGGUGCAAAUGGAGGAAGAAUGGAUGCAAUCAGUUAAUAACCAACCUUGCGAGUAUGACAGAUUCAUAUGAAGGAAGGAUAGUCCUGCAUGAUAACCCGGAAAACGGAACAUUCACGGUAAUAAUGAACCAGCUGACAGCAGGGGAUGCAGGAUAUUACUGGUGUAUGACGGAUGGAGAUAUGGAAAGGAAAUCUACAAAGGAGCUGAAGAUUAUAGAUGGGCAACCUGGUUUAACAGGACCGAAACAGAUUGAUGCAGUCAUUGGUACACGGGUCACUAUACCAUGCUCUUAUCCAUGCAAAUAUUAUUCUUACCAGAAAUAUUGGUGCAAGUGGCGUAAUACUGGCUGCCAAACUCUCAUCUCCGCUGAGCAAAACCAAACCGGCCUGGUUGUCAACUGUGACAAGGAGAAGAGGACACUCUACCUAACUUUUGACCAAGUAAUACAGGCAGACCAAGGGUGGUAUUGGUGUGGAGUGAGCCAUUCUGGUCACUAUGGGGAAACCAUGGCAGUGUUCCUGACAGUAAAUGGAGAUGCAAUCCCUCCCAAUACAAAAUCUGAAGAUGCCAAUAUUUCCAACACAGGCUCUGAAAAUAGUAAUGAUCCCCAAAACAGAGGCGGGGUCAUAGAUAACAACUCUUUACCAAGCUCACCAGAACAUGACAGCUCUAAGGUGAUUCUCUCAGUCCUGCUCCCCAUUGCUGCUGUGUGUCUGCUCCUUGCUACAGUCUUUGUGGUUGUUAAAUUUAGGCUCCUGAAGCGCACAGAUUUGGUUUCGGUUGGAAGCUACAGAACAAACAUUAGCCUGUCAGAAUUUGAGAAUUCCAGAGAUUAUGGAGCGAAGGACAACGUGGGCAUACAUGAUGCUCAGGAGACCCAGCUAGGAGGAGUGGAUGAAUUUAUAACUACCCCUGGCAAUGCUGAAGAUGCAGAAGAACCACCGAAGGUGAAAAGGGGCUCCAAGGAGGAAGCUGAUAUUGCUUACAGCACAUUCCUGCUUCAAGCGAACAAAGUAGCCCAGGGAGAGGCUUAGCAAGUUCCUCGACUGUCCCAGUACAAUCGCUUCUGAAGAUGGGACAAGGAAAAAGCAAUAAUGAUUGAAAACACUCCUGUGUUCUGAAUCAGUGAACAACAGAUCUGCAAGUUGCACUAUUUCUUACUGUCAAGCAAACAUUUUAAUGCAUCUAGAUCUUUCAGUUCCUCAAAGAUUUUUAAU
Messenger RNA from Terrapene triunguis (Three-toed box turtle), 2083 nucleotides. Its product is annotated as polymeric immunoglobulin receptor-like. Gene Ontology annotation, cellular component: plasma membrane. The record is from RefSeq and is a predicted model, not a curated record. Bases 35 to 1900 code for a protein of 621 amino acids. The transcript is spliced from 10 exons. Lineage: Eukaryota; Metazoa; Chordata; Testudines; Emydidae. Gene Ontology annotation, molecular function: transmembrane signaling receptor activity.